Messenger RNA from Meloidogyne enterolobii, 1341 nucleotides. The record is from the annotation of a GenBank genome assembly. Lineage: Eukaryota; Metazoa; Nematoda; Chromadorea; Rhabditida; Meloidogynidae.
AUGUAUUUAAAAUUGGAUGAAAAAAUGCCCUCACCGGGAGGAUUAAAAAGUAUAAGAGAACCACCACCUCAACAACAAAUACAAAGCAGAAGUGGCACUCCUAGCAGUGAACCAAACUUUAGCGAACAAGAAAAUGGUAGUGGAAUCCCCCCACCACCAGGGCCGUCAGUAAUAGUUGAGGGAACACAAGAAUGGAAUGAUAGGGCGAUAAGUCAAAAAACUUGGAAGCGAAGACAACAAUCUGGGGAAUAUGAUGGAAGCAGUUUAAAUUCAAGUUUAAUUAAAAAGGGAGGUGUAGGUGGAGGUGUUUAUAGUAGAGAAAGACAACAACAACAUGAAGGGGGUAUUUUAGUACCUUACAGAGAAAAUGGGAACGGUGUUGCUAAUAACAACUUUAAUAAUGCUAGACGAACAACAAGUCAUACAGAAUUACGCCCGCCUGUUGGACAACUAUCAUCAGCAGACCACUUUGAACAAUUUGGACAUCGCCCUCCUAUGCCAAAUCCUUUCAUGUUUGGAGGGCCAAUGUCUUCCCCACCACCACCUCCUCCUCAUCCAGGCCUUGUAUUUAUACCGCCAGGAUUAGCACCACAACCGCCUGGACAUUUCUUUCGCCAACCACCACCAAUGCAUCACCACUCUCCUCCACAUUUCUUCCCUCCUAGGCCACCAUUUCCGCCGUUUCCUCCACCUCCACAUUUUGGACGUAUUGCCGCUCCACCACCUUUUAUGAUGCGCCCCUUCUUUAUGGUCAUGCCACCCCAUUUUAUGGGAGGAGGAGGACAUCAUCAUCCACGUCCCAAAUCCCCUGAAAGAUUGGGUGGUGGCCCUAUAAUCACUGAAACAGCUUAUGAUACAUUUCCUCGCAAUAAUCGAACAACUUAUGAAGAGCCUAUAUAUAUGCCAUCUACAGAUAAUACAGUUCCCCCUCAAGCUAGUUAUAAACCAGGAUCUUUUUCACCCGAACUUUAUGAACAUUAUUAUGAAACAUACAGACAGCAGAGAACGACAGAGAGAAAGAAUGUUAUGAGCCGCACUGAUUCCGAUGCCAGUGCUGAUUAUUGGGAAAGCGGUGUUGAGGCAAAUACAUUUAGAAAAACACGCAAUAACGCAGGUAAUAUAACACCAAAGGCUGAAAGAGGACAAAGUCCCGCUGGGGGGAAUAAAAAGAACGGUGAUGGGGAUAAUGGAACGUUAACUAAAACAAGAAUAACACAACAACAACAACCAGGACCAAGUACUAGCAGAACAGAAUUAAUAGUAAAUGGAAAAGCCAGACCAGACACGCCACCAGCUGAUUAUGAAGUUGGGGGAGGACAUAGGGCAACAACUGCCCAUUGA